Molecule: messenger RNA, 1960 nt
Organism: Acanthopagrus latus (yellowfin seabream)
Lineage: Eukaryota; Metazoa; Chordata; Actinopteri; Spariformes; Sparidae
Gene: hmgn1b
Product: non-histone chromosomal protein HMG-like
Exons: 6
Coding region: 549-986 (145 amino acids)
Cellular component (GO): nucleus; chromatin
Molecular function (GO): nucleosomal DNA binding
Source: RefSeq, a predicted model, not a curated record
AAUGCAAAAAGCAUGUUGUCCGGUGGGAGUUUGGCUGCACUGUUGUGUUGUUUAUUUUUCUGUGGCUGGCACUACGUUUGGUUUCUGGCUUCCAUGUGGGACAAAAGCACUUUUAAUGCGAAUUUUAUAACGACGCUUUAUCAUUAACCGGGCGUGCAUGUGUGUUUUUCAUUAAGACAUGGCCGUCGUUAUCUCCCCCCCGGUGGAAAUGCAUUAGUCGUGUAAGCGGAGUGUCUUCUGUGUAUUGUCGGCUCAGGCCAGUCGUAGGUUAUGCAAUGGCGAGCCUCCGUCAGCGAAGCGCUGCUCUUGUUGCUGGGGGUUCUAGUAGAUUCUGCUACCAGAUCGACAGAGUCGCUGAGCAUCUCGGAGUGACUCUUUUCAAAUUCAUGGCGGGAACACUCACUACACUGCUCGGUUUUCUCCGUACACAGGCAAUCCCAUUUAUUACCAAUGAAUGGAUGUGUCGGGAGGAGGCGGAGUCCGCCCCCUCCUCCACCGGAGUUUUACAGUAGGCAGAGCACUUGCAGGAGGUGGGAGAGCACGAUCACAUGACACCAGAUAAACUACGUGCAUGUCAAAGGACACUUUUCCCCCUUGUUUUAUCAUUCUCGUGCCAACAAACGUGGGAUUCAUUUGGAUUUGUUGCUAGGCAACAUGUGAUAACCCUGACUGACAUGACUGUAACCGUGCAGACUGCCGAGUGCCUCUCACUCAGCUUUGAUGAGACAGACUCUCAAGGUGACAUUCCCAAGAGGAGAUCUCUCAGGUUGAAAGAUGGUUUGUCUCCACAGAAACCUCCAACUAAGGCAGAAGCCAAACCCAAGCCAAAGAAGGCACCUGCAAAGCCUAAGAAAGCCAAGGAGGUGGAGAAGGCCAAGCCUGAAGAGAAAGCACCAGAGGCCCCUGCUGAGAAUGGCGAAGCCAAAGCUGAGGAAGAGGCACCAGCUACAGACGCAGCUGAAGAAAAAGACGAGGCGGCAGAAUAACAUCUCUCCAACGACGUCUUUUACCAGUGCUCCCUGUACCUCUUUUCUUGUACAAUUCAGGGGAAUAUUUUUAUCAACUAUUUUCUAAAUACAGGUUUUUUAGUAGUUUGAUUGUAGAGAACACUUUUUUUUAAUGAAAGAAAAAAGUCAAUUUGGAGACGGGAAUUUCAUCACAUCCCACAAUUUUGCAUCGCCAUGAAAAAAAAUGCGGUCAUCGUUGUUACUGUCGGUGGAUUUCAAUUUCAGUUUUAAAUGUAAAGAAGGGGAGGGUGUGGGGCAGGUUACUGUGUCAACACGCAAGCACGACGUUCACAGGAGCUGGGGCAACAACCGGAAGAGCUUGCCUGCGUGGAUUACAUUCCAUAUGCUUUAUAAGGGACAGUGUAUGUAAUCUGUGCUGGGGUGGGAAUGGACAAAGUCACAGGGCAACUCAUUGUUUUAUUGUUUAUAAUGACGAACAGUGUUUUAGAAUGUUUGUAAGCUUUGUUCCUAUAUGUUAACUCUUGUACUCAUGCAGUUUUCUUAACCAAUCUUAUCAAUAAAGCUAAAAUUCCUCGUACUGGAGCUCUCCCUAUCACAACUGUGCAUCGCGUGUGUUGGUUGUAUCUCUGUUUCUGUGAUAGCAUCGCAAUAAAUUUGUAUAGCUGCUGUGAAAAAGGUUUUCGAUCUUUCUAUACGCAGUGUGUAAUGGUACAUUGUAAGGAUGGUAAAAAUGGAAUUUGUUUUCUUAGCCGAGCUAAUGAGGUGUGUAACCAUUGAAAAAACAAACUGUUGAGACGGGCUUCUUAAAGGCCAACAGACAAACUGUACAUUUAUUUGAGAUGUCAAAUGCAUACCAGCAGUAGCAAUAUUCCUGUGAGUUUUAGAUAUCUGUAUCAAGUACAAGUGUGCAGUUUUUCUUUUCAUUUGUUUAUAGAUGUACCUGUGUAAUGAUUGUUCUCAACAAACCAAUAAAACUUGGUUGGUAGUUGUUA